AUGUAUUACAGCAAAGGCAACUACGAAGCCUUUGCGCGACCAGUCAAGCCCGAAGGCAUUGAGUCCAAAACGGCAUGGAUUGUCGGCUCUGGCCUCGCUGGUCUUUCAACUGCCGCAUUCCUUGUGCGCGAUGCUCAAAUGCCAGGAGAGAACAUCACCAUCCUCGAAGAACUCAAGAUCCCAGGCGGUGCCUUAGAUGGCAUCAGGGAACCCGAGAAAGGGUUCGUCAUCCGCGGUGGUCGCGAGAUGGAAUCUCACUUCGAGUGCCUUUGGGAUCUCUUCCGUUCUGUUCCCUCGAUUGAGGAGAAGGGAGCUAGUGUUCUUGAUGAGUUUUAUUGGCUCAACAAGAGAGAUCCGAACUUCUCGCUCCAGCGCGCCACGAUCAAGCAAGGUCAAGAUGCAGAGACUGGGAAGAUGUUUACCCUGACCGAAAAGGCCCAGUCAGAGAUGACGAGGCUUUUCCUUGCUACUAGAGCUGAAGUUGAAAACAAGCGUAUUGACGAAGUCUUCAGCGAGGACUUCUUCAAGAGUAAUUUUUGGCUCUACUGGCAGACCAUGUUUGCUUUUCAGACCUGGCACUCUGCUUUGGAGAUGAAGCUGUAUCUUCAUCGUUUUGUCAACCAUAUCAAAGGCAUGCCUGACUUUUCGACCCUCAAAUUCACAAAGUACAACCAAUACGAGUCUCUGGUGCUGCCAUUGCAUAAGUGGCUUGAGGAUCAGGGUGUUGUAUUUCAGUAUGGCACCGAGGUUCAAGAUGUUGACUUCAACAUUGAGGAGAACAAGAAGACUGCAACUUUCAUUCAUUGGAUCAGAGACGGAGAGAACGGUGGUCAGUCCCUGGGAGUCAACGACCUCGUCUUCAUGACUAUUGGUUCGUUGACGGAGAACUCUGGCUUAGGUGAUCAACAUACCCCAGCUAAACUCCAUGAUGGUCCAGCUCCCGCCUGGGACUUGUGGCGUCGUAUCGCAGCCAAAGACCCCUCUUUUGGCCGCCCUGAGGUUUUCUGCGACAACAUCCCUGCGACAAAGUGGAUGUCAGCGACUGUCACGACUUUAGACAAACGUGUGCCUGAGUAUAUCCAGAAGAUCUGCAAGCGAGACCCUUUCAGCGGCAAAGUCGUAACUGGAGGUAUUGUCACAGUCCGUGAUUCUAGCUGGAUCAUGAGCUGGACGGUCAAUCGCCAGCCUCACUUCAAGAACCAGCCCAAGGAUCAGAUUGUUGUUUGGGUCUACGGCUCACUUGUCGAGAAGAACGGCGACUACGUUAAGAAGCCUAUGCAAGAUUGCACUGGCGAGGAGAUCACCCAGGAGUGGCUGUAUCACAUGGGAGUCCCAGAGAGCGACAUCCCUGUUCUUGCGGCUGAAGGCGCCAAAUGCGUUCCAGUAAUGAUGCCAUAUGUCACAUCUUUCUUCAUGCCAAGAAAGGCUGGGGAUCGUCCCGACAUUGUUCCAGCUGGAGCAGAGAACUUUGCCUUCCUGGGGCAGUUUUCUGAGACAACACGCGAUACUAUCUUUACUACAGAGUAUUCUGUUCGUACGGCUAUGGAGUCGGUAUAUCGACUUACUGGAGUGGAUCGUGGUGUUCCAGAGGUAUUUGGUUCGACUUACGAUGUGAGAGUUUUGCUUGACGCGAUGUGUCAGUUACGAGAUGGUAAGGAAUUGGUGACGUGGCUGCCAGAGCGUAUUCGAAGGUUUCUUGUCAACAAGCUGGAAGGUUCACAGAUUGGCCAAUUGAUGCAUGAGUAUCAUCUUAUUUAG
Fusarium mangiferae is the source of this 1758-nucleotide messenger RNA. RefSeq names its product putative Oleate hydratase. The record is from RefSeq and is a predicted model, not a curated record. Lineage: Eukaryota; Fungi; Ascomycota; Sordariomycetes; Hypocreales; Nectriaceae. The coding region runs from base 1 to 1758 and encodes 585 amino acids. Gene Ontology annotation, molecular function: oleate hydratase activity; FAD binding. The transcript has a single exon. Gene Ontology annotation, biological process: fatty acid metabolic process.